UUUCAGGCAGAGAAAUCUCUUGUCACCCUCUUUGAUAAGACUUACAUCGUAAAACAACCGUACGGAGUUGUAUUGGUAAUGGGUGCUUGGAAUUAUCCUGUUACAUUAAGUAUUGGGCCUAUGGUAGGAGCCAUAACUGCCGGAAAUUGCGUUAUUUUGAAACCUUCAGAAGUUGCUUCGGCCACUUCGAAUCUUUUUUCAGAACUUAUUCCUCGUUACUUGGAUCAGGACUGUUAUCACGUUGUUACUGGAGGUGUAAAUGAAUGUAAUGAAUUAUUAAAAGAAAGAUUUGAUUACAUAUUUUUCACCGGUUCCAUGAAUACUGGCCAAAUUGUCAGAGAAGCAGCCAAUAAAUAUUUGACACCUGUCACUUUAGAAUUAGGAGGAAAAAGUCCGGUAUAUCUCGACAAUUCUGUUGAUUUCGAAAUUAGUUGCAAACGUUUAUUAUGGGGUAAAUGUACUAAUUUAGGACAGACUUGUGUAGCUCCAGAUUACUUGUUAUGUACUCCUGAAAUUCAAGAGAAAUUCGUUAAUUCAGCAAAAAAACUUUUAAAAGAAUUUUAUGGAGAAGAUCCCAAAUCUUCUCCAGAUCUUGCAAGAAUUGUUAACGAUAAACAAUUUCAGAGAUUAAUUAGAUUGUUAAAAUUAUCGGGAAAUAAUGUAGCAAUCGGUGGAAGAAUUGUCGAAGAGGAAAGAUUUAUAUAUCCAACAAUCCUUACUAAUGUUAAUGCAUCCGAUCCAAUUAUGAAGGAGGAGGUAAUAAUAUAUAAUAAUUUAUUACCACAGAANAAUAUUCUUAGAAUAAGAACCAUAGCUCCCAGUAUAAUAGUUAUCACGCAGAAAACUCCAAAAAAUGCUUCACUGUUUCUAUUAGUAGCCAUUAAUCCUGUAGACCAAACCAGAGUUAGAAAUAUGAUAAUGAUAGCCGAAGCCCAAAACUUAUAUGAAACACUUGAUAAUUACAAUAGAAGGUAUCAUGGCAAAUUCUCAUUCGAUACAUUCUCGCAUCAAAAAGCUGUUUUAGAAAGAAAUUAUAAUUACGUUGGAGAAAAAAUGUCCGAAGCUCGUUAUCCGCCAUACUCAGAUGCCAAAAUCGAUUAUAUCAGAUUUAUGACCAAACGUAGAGCAUCAAUCAUCCCUCCUUAUACCGGUUACAUAUUAUCUUUUCUAUUCGGAGUCAUUUUGGUAUUUGUAAUACAAUACAUGAUAGAUCUUUUUUGAAUUUUUAAGAGAGGGAAGAAGAACAAGUCUAAACAUCAAUUACCUAUUUAAGGUGUGGGAUCAUCUAUAAAUAAUUUUAUUCGAGAAAACACUAUAUAUAUAUA
Molecule: messenger RNA, 1325 nt
Organism: Centruroides sculpturatus (bark scorpion)
Lineage: Eukaryota; Metazoa; Arthropoda; Arachnida; Scorpiones; Buthidae
Product: fatty aldehyde dehydrogenase-like
Exons: 8
Biological process (GO): aldehyde metabolic process
Cellular component (GO): cytoplasm
Molecular function (GO): aldehyde dehydrogenase (NAD+) activity
Source: RefSeq, a predicted model, not a curated record